AUGUCUUUCCUUCAUGGAGUUCUUGAGAGUGUGAAAAACGAUGAUAACGUUACAACUUAUGAUAAAGAUAAUGAUUUCAAGAAUCUUCCUUCUUCAAUCAGUAAGUUGAUGCAUAAAGGUUCUCAUGGUUUUUCGCAGGCCAUCGCACAGGUCUCCGAUGCGCUCGGGGCGUGGAGCGGUGAGCUCGAAGAGCGGACCGAAAGAGCUAAGAAACUCUUUAAAAACUUAAUUAAUGAUAAUUGUGUUCACAUAAAUCAUUCACUUAACGCACUUAAGUCACUUGAAGGUGACUCACUUAGCGAGGUGCCCGAAAAGCUAGAGGCCUGCUUCGGCCAGGCCGAUCAGCUCCAUAAGAGCUUCGUGUUGGCAAAGGCGGCGUACUCUAAGCUAGACGGUACACUCAGAGAUAGGUUGCGUGACUACGUGCGACGUGUUGAGUUGGAGGUGGUGAGAUUUCACGCAGCUGCCACUAAUACGGAGUUGCGUGAGGUGGUGUUGUGUAGCCAUAGAGAGCUUAAGAGUCUCGCGAGUAGUGUGAAAGCAAUUGUUGAUGACCGUAUAAACACUAUGGAAAAUGACAUUCAUGAGAAAUUUUAUAAACAUAUUCAUGAGCCAAUAAAAACCGUUAGUAAAGAGUUGACAGAAUAUGUUCAAAUUUUAGAAAUCUGGGUAGAGCAGGCGCAGGGUCUCCUGACGGAGUCUUUACAGAUGGUUGGAGACAUUAUAAAGUUGGUUGGUGACGAGAAGGGCAAAUGCCCUGAGAAAAUUCGGACGGCGGCCGAAAAACUUAGGAAAGAUGCUGUGGCGCUGCACAAAGCGAUGACUACAGCUCAUGGGUAUAUUCAACAGCAGGUUAAGGAGACUACUAGGGCCGUCAAUGAGGAGCUUCAGAAUGCGGUAAUCACAGAUCUGCAAAAACUUAGAGACGCUAUUAAAAAGACGGUUGGAAGGUAUGUGACUAAGUUGGGAGGGCAGAUUACGAGUGAGCUCGGGAAGAUUACAAAACAAAUUGUUGAUGCCAGUGAUGAUUCGGCCUCACUCGGCAAAAUUGUAAAGCAAGCAGGAUCGUAUGCGCAGAAUUUCCCGGCUACACAUACGUCGCCCAUUGAAGAAUGGAUUGCCGGGAUUUUAAAAAAAGAUCCCGUUAAUAGAUUCAUUGAGAACUAUGUUUUCGGGGUCAAGGAGAUAGAAAAAAGAUUACGAGGUAAAGUCAGUACUAGCCCAAACCGGGAUGACAUUGAGGCUAAGGUUAUUGAAAUUGUUAAGACGCAGAUCAAUGCUAGGCUUACAAAUGUUCCAGCACAGAAGCCAUCUAUAAACACUGGCACCGUUGAUGGAAAGUUGAAAGAGAUUGCGACGUAUCUGAGUACGUACGCCGUCGGAGUGCGGGUUUUGAGACACUCGGAAGAUGAGAUCAUACAGGCGAUUGAGCAACAGCUCGAGAAAGUAGCAGAAUGGUCGUUGGAAAAACCAUCGGAGUCUAAAUACCAGGCUUACCUCCGAUAUGCCGUUGCGACUACCCUAUUUCUUCUUGCCGCAAUCGCCAAUCAAGCCGGCGCGCACAUUAGUAAGCUUGUUGAAGGUAGUGAGCUCGGCAAAAUAAAUGAAGCUAUAAAGGUAAUUACCAAUAUCGGUAACAGUCUAGAAACGGCACUUAUCAAUGGCGCAGACCCCGCCGCUAAGGACUUUAAAAGUAAACUUCAAUCCUUGGCUGAGAAGUAUAUUGAAGAGACGUAUGGUGGGGAAAAGGAACUCAUAAGACAUGUCAACGGUUCUACGGCGUCAUAUAGAAAAAAAGUAUUAUCCGUCACAGCUCUUUUGAAGGAUAUGCAGGAUAAUGACAAUGGCCUUGAAAAAUUGAAAGCGUUAAUGACGGGGAGGCCGAUCGAAAGAAUUGCCGGGAAGGAUCCGACGUACAAAAAUGGCCUCAGUCAGAAGCUAGAAAAGCUUAAAGGCUUUAUCGAUAAUAGCCUUUUUGGUGAUCCUAAUAAGUCCGUCAGAGCAAUUAAAGAACGUAUUGACAAUCUGAACAAUAGCAUCGUGAUCGCAUUGAACACAUACUCCACAAACAUCUACGAUGAUGUAAUUAAGAAAUAUGCCGACGAUGCCACCGCUGACAUCAAACAGUUCAUCUCCCAAGAGGUAGACAGGACGACCACUGCAAUCAGAGAAAAAACCAAAACGGAAUAUCACUCCAAAAUCAGCAAAUUGUUCGCAGACAUGGAAUCGAAAGUAAAGGAUGAAAAUUCAAGAAUAGAGAAGAAAAUUGCGGAGGACCUACAAAGCGGAGUAAAAGGGUUACUUAAGAGAAUGAAAGAAAAUAUUGGAAUGUUGGACACUUUGAAAAACCAGCGCGAAAUAAAAUUGGCAUCCCCUGAAUUAAAGACGUAUCUAGAGGAAAUGCUAACAUAUGUUGACAAUAACAUUAAUAACUUGUUACUUAAACGAAAACCCGACGAGGCUAUGCCGCAGUGCCCUGCUCAACUUUUAGGCGUGCGAACAUCUUUGCGUGUGCUGCUCGACGGACUCCAUGGGUCCAACCAUUAUGAUCACAAUUUUGCUGAGAACCUUGAUGAAUUUGAAAAAUCACUUUGCAGCUUGUCACCCAAAACAUUCGCGAACUCAUAUGCUCCAUUGUUAUUGGACGCAGUUAGUGACGGCGUAAAAGGCCUGGCCAAGCAACUGGGCAACGCAUACGUAAGCACGUAUUCUGGCAGUUCGAUUGAGUGGGGGUCUAAGACUGCUUUGUUACAAAAUGGUGAUGCCAAUUUAACUGUAGAAGCUACGAAAUGUGCAACAGUUUGUAUGACAGUUUUUCAUACUCUAUUCAACCAAUUGCAUCAUUUGUUUUAUAACAGUCUCAGGUCUUGGAGAAAGCACAAAAUAAAUGACGAUGGAACCAAACGUGGUUUGAAAAUUUACUUGCAGGGUCAAGGGUAUGAAAUCAAGAAUUUGACCACUAAGGAUUACACAGGUUGGAAUAUUGCUGGCAACCUACGAGACGCUUUCAGUAAGCAUGGUGAAUUCGACCAAGAGCCCGAAUCCAGGCAUGCUGAUUUCUAUAGCUAUUUUGUGUCCAUUAUAAAAUCCAAAGGUGUUGUAUCAAAGCUUUUUGGUUGCUUGGAAAAAUACAAUAAAGUCGGUCACAUGUCCACGUUUUCAUCGAGGAAACAUCCAUGCAGUGUAUUUGAAAUGCUUGGUUGGAUCAGUGGCUUGCAUUAUAACCCAGUGUACGAUAAGCUUCUAGCGCACAUUGAUUCCCUGAUUAAAAGCGAAACGGAUGGUGAACUCCGAAAUGUUCUAUUUGACUUACGUGGUCUACAAAUACCAUCAAUGUCAACGCCUAUAUAUGAUUUGUUAGUUACGAUUACCGGGUACGGUGAUGCCUCCACGUACUACGGCUGUGAAUAUUUAGGCAACAACCUCGGUCUAUAUUACCCCAACAGAGGGAGGAAUGCGUUGAUAUGCUCCUUGAUAUCUUCCGUAGAUUGUUUACCGUGCUCAAAUUUUUGCAAAAGCAGUGUCUACUCGGUCAAUCAGAUUUUGGUUGGUCUGACUGCCUUUACGGCAGGGACGUCUUCACUACCAAAUCACAAUGUAAUAGUCAUGCAAAUAGCAAACCAAAAGACCAACCAAAGUGCCAACCUAGGUGCCAGGCAAACACCAAACCAAACUGCCGACCAACGUCUCCAUUAA
This is a messenger RNA of Babesia ovata, 3696 nucleotides long. RefSeq lists its product as uncharacterized. Bases 1 to 3696 code for a protein of 1231 amino acids. Lineage: Eukaryota; Apicomplexa; Aconoidasida; Piroplasmida; Babesiidae. The record is from RefSeq and is a predicted model, not a curated record. The transcript has 2 exons.